Messenger RNA from Scleropages formosus (Asian bonytongue), 5218 nucleotides. RefSeq names its product leucine-rich repeat and calponin homology domain-containing protein 2-like. The transcript has 18 exons. The coding region runs from base 95 to 2047 and encodes 650 amino acids. NCBI's taxonomy places the organism in Eukaryota, Metazoa, Chordata, Actinopteri, Osteoglossiformes, Osteoglossidae. Gene Ontology annotation, cellular component: cytoplasm. The record is from RefSeq and is a predicted model, not a curated record. Gene Ontology annotation, molecular function: protein binding.
UCCCUUAGCCCCCCCUCCAUUCAUUCCCGCCCCGCGCAUGGGCGGUGACUGGGAGACGCUGUUAUUAUUUUCACUAUAAUUUCCACACGUGAAAAUGGCGGCGAGUCAGGGAGCCGGGGAGCCUCCUUCGGCGGCACUGCACGUCCAUUUCUGCACCGGCGGACCUCAAUGGGAGGCGGUAGGCCCUCAGCUUCAGCACCAGCCGAACACCGCGCGAAGCCUGGAGCGCGCUCUCGAGGACGCCGCGUGCUCAGGGACGCUGAACCUCAGCGGCAGGAAGCUGAGGGAGUAUCCGCGCUCGAGCCACGACCUCGCGGACACGACGCGAGCAGACCUGUCCAAGAACAGAUUCUCUGAGAUUCCACCAGAAGUCUGCCUAUUUGCCCCUCUGGAAACCUUAAACCUGUACCACAACUGCAUAAAGGGCAUUCCGGAAGCCAUCAUCAACCUUCAGAUGUUGACGUACUUGAACAUCAGUCGAAACCUUCUGACAAUUCUACCAAAGUACUUAUUUGACCUUCCUCUCAAAGUGCUUGUUGUGAGCAACAAUAAGCUACAGUCCAUACCGGAGGAGAUUGGAAAAUCCAGAAACCUUAUGCAGCUGGAUAUCAGCUGUAAUGAGAUCCAGGCGCUACCACCCCAGAUGGGAAACCUUCAUACCCUGAGGGAGCUGAAUGUUCGCAGGAACUGUUUGCAUGCGCUGCCUGAAGAGCUGGCUCUCCUCCCACUCGUCGCCUUUGACUUCUCUUGCAAUGAAGUGACUAGAAUCCCUCCCAUCUUCCGCAAAUUGAGACACCUUCAGUUGCUGGCCCUCGACAACAAUCCCUUACAGUCACCACCUGCACAGGUCUGCCUUAAAGGGAAGGUGCACAUCUUCAAGUAUUUGACUAUCCAGGCUUGCAGGAUGGACAAAAAAACAGAUGGUUUGGAGCUUUCAUCUCUGAGCAAGCGCUGCCUUCCACAGCCCCUGACAGGCAGCCUGGAGGAUUUCUAUCCCAAUAAAAGCCAUGGUCCCGACUCUGGCAUUGGCAGUGACACUGGUGAGAAGAGGCUGUCCACCACUGAGCCUUCUGAUGAUGACACGACCAGCCUUCACUCGCAAGUGUCUGAGACGAUACGGGAUCCCACCCGGGCAGAGUCCUACACGCUGAGCGUUAAGCAAGAAUCAGUUUGUGAUCCCUACGUUUUUGUCGAUCUCCCUGCUGAAGAGGCAGCAGAGGGAGACAUGCACCCAGACUAUGUAUCCUGCAUGAAGGAGCUUGAACAAGUACUUCAGAAGUCAUACUGCAGUGAGAAUAAGGAAUUGGGUUGCAAGGCAGAUAGUGUGUCGGAGGAGGAGCAGGAGGAAGACGAUCUGAAAGAAGUUACUGACCUAAGAAGGAUAGCUACCCAGCUUCUGCAGCAGGAGCAGCGAAACAGGUUUCUCAGCCUUUCAGAAAAUGGCACAAGCUCUAGACAAAGGCCACCAUGUCACACCAUCAGAAGUGCCUCGCUAGAUGAAGGUAGUUCAGGAAACACAAUCUUCAAUUGCCAGGAUGAAGUGCAUUCUGCAGACUUCAGCACUGCUCUGACAGUUUUUGGUUUGAAGCCAAGAUCAACCUUUUCCCGAGGAACCAGCCAAGGACCCACUGGUACCGAUCCAGGAUUCACAAUUCGAAGGAAAAUGGAGCACAUGAGGGAGGAAAUGGAGCAGAUCCAGCAUCUACGACAGAACCUGGAGUCCAGGCUAAAGGUGGUGCUUCCAGAAGAUGUGGGAACUGCGCUGAUGGAUGGCGUGGUGCUUUGUCAUCUGGCCAACCAUAUCCGUCCCCGCUCAGUACCCAGCAUCCAUGUGCCAUCUCCUGCGGUGCCAAAGCUAAGCAUGGCAAAGUGCCGCAAAAAUGUGGAGAGCUUCCUGGAGGCAUGUAAGAAGCUUGGCGUGCCACAGGACAAGAUGUGCCUGCCCCAUCAUAUUUUGGAGGCAAAGGGACUUGUAAGGAUUAGCAUGACGGUCCAGGCCCUACUGGAGUUGCCAGCACUGAGGCCCACACAACUGUCAGCUAUGUAGCUUUCCUGCCUGAGUUCUUCAUGUUGGAAGUUGAUGGCACCCUCCUCCACCUCCCAUCUGCCAAAGUCUGGAAUGCCCAGGAACUUCCACCUCCACUGUAGCACCAAGGUGUGGGGUAAAGGGGAGUAACCGAGCUCUGCCUUGUUAACAGCGCCAUGAGAUGACUACCUUCAGUCUUAAGGCUGCUGGCCUUAGCAGUAUGGUAGUGGGCAUCGUCUCACAUCAGAGGGGCACUGCUUCUGUAACCACAACUCUUGCUGUCCUUUCCUUUCAAAGAAAGGACAUAAAACGGCCCCAUUUUGACAGUUUCAAGCAACUUAAAAUUGAAAACCCCAGGGCUGACAGUAUAACUCAACUCUUUGUUAAAUUCUAAUUCUAUUCAGUUUUAAAAGACAGUAUUCAAGACUGCAGCACAGGUGACUUUUGUACAUACACAUCUGAUAUCGCUCUGAAAGAAACGCAUAGCCAUAAUUUCUUAAUCCUUCCUAAGGACUGCCUGUGGGUGAAUUUAUUGCAAAUAUCUGAGGCAUGUUAACUUUUUUUUUUUUUUUUUUUUUUUUAGAGCUUUAGGUGAAAAAAUUUCUGAGCGUCUUCCAGCUUGAAUUGGCACUCUUACCUGAAAGAUAGUUUGAAUGUGUUUUGUCUGUCAGUAUCCCAGUUCAGUUUGGCAUUAUCUGAACAUAGUCAUCAGGUAAACAAGGUGUUAAACAUUGGCAAUGCCAGUUCAGGGUGUUCACAUUUUUUCUAUUGAGUCUAAACACCUAAGAUUUUCACCACCAGUACACUUUUGGUUAUGGUGAGUGAGAAAGUGCUUUGACUAUGAAACUUUUCCCAGAAUGUUAUGUGAGAUCAACCAGCCCUGACUGCUGUAAGGUGAGCACUCUAAAAUAUGAAAUCCAUGCCAAGGUAGUUAUUUUGUCAGUGUCCAGUGGAGGAAAACAUGAAAAGUAUUAAUUGUUGUAUUGGUUUUAACAUAAAUUGAAAUCUGCAUUGACAAGAUGGGGUCAAGAGAGCAGUCAUGCAGGGAGUGCUCUGAAUGAUCCCGCUUGCUUUCAGCAUGAGGAUAUAUGACUUUGUAUAAUAACACUUGACCAUUUAACUGUGAGCAGCAUCACAAAUCAGAAGACAUAUUAGACAACCAUUGUUCGUUCUGGAAAAAACACGGUUCAGCUGCUUUUUGAUGUUAAUUCAAAAAUAGGAACACUUUUGUACAUUGCAAUGCAUUACACAUCAGAAACAUUAAGAUUAUUUCUUUUUAUGAGCAUUAUUUACCGUCUCCCAAUGAGGGUUUUUUCCCUUUUGCCUUCUGCAUUACUCCCAGUUCUUGAGCUUAUGAGCAGGUUGACGUCUUAGUUCUCAGUAAGAAUGAAAUAAGGUAUCAGUCAAGGGAAAAGACAAGGUUCCUUCUUCACUACGGGUAUUCUUCUGGUUAUUCUUCUCGUGUUUGUGGUAGGUCGUGUCACAGCUCUGACUGUGGGUCCAAAUGGGAUCUGAUUCUGCUGUGGAGUUAGUAUGUUCACACACAUUCACAUGGGAUUCCAGCAGGUACUCUGGUUUACUCGCAGAAUUGAAAGAUAUGUUGUGAAUUUCUAUGAAUUGCUCAGUGUGUGACUACCUUUUAUGGCCUGCUGUAAUGUGUCUUUUGCAUCAUUGAUCACUGCAACCAACUGGUUACUUAAAAUAGCCUAAUGGAAAUUUACUUUCAGCAGUGCACUUUAUAAUAUAUGACAUUUUUACCGUCACCUUUUUAUUAAUAUUUUAGACUGGUGAGGUUUUUUGCCAAAAGUUGUAAAUAUUAUGGUUUCUCCCAAAAGAUCUAGGGAUUGUUAUAUUUUUUAGGCUUUGAAGACAUUUGACAGUUGUCUCAGAUGUAUGUGAAGAAGUAGAGGUCAUGAUACCCCUUGUUGUUAAUCACUACAGUUUUGUGUCUACUGUAACAUCUGAUCUGUGGAAUUUUAAUAAGACUCCUGCUGUCAAGUCUGGUGCCAGACCACUUUGUGCCAUUCUCUUGCCUUAUAGUGGUAGUCAUUUGUGGCAUGUCGAUGUCAUCUCUUGUGGUUUGACAUGAGGACCAGAGGUAUUCCAUUCAGGGGGAUGUGUUCCAGGUCUCUGCUCAUCAAGGUGUUUAUUCCACCUUCAGGAAUUGAGCUUCAGUUCAAGGGUGCUAUGUUAUAUUAAUAACAUAAGAUGGUAAAUUGAAUCCCGGGAUAGCUGGGUUUCUGCAGAUGUCUGGUGCUCUUCAGUAACUACCUGGUUCUCUUCUUUGGUAACAUGUUUGUUGAAGGUCUGCACCAAAAAAGAAAGGUCCAUCAGAUUAGAUGGCUGAAACCAGGAACGUGAUUCAGGAUGGAAUUUGAACAUCUAAACUUUGAGAGUGCCUUAUGACCUGUCAAUGCUGAAUACCAAAGUAUGUAUUCUGUGGUCUUGCAGAUGGUAACCCUGGACUUGCACCCAACAGUGACACAUAAACAUCAAGGCUGAAUUUAUAACUUUGAAACCUGCAAGUAUUUAAACAUUUCUGUGACAGUUGCUAAUUCUGUAAAUUCUGGGUUUCAUUAGAAGGGGAAAAAGUGAAUCAGUCAAAAUAAAGUGGAGCUUAACCAUCUGGCCUUUUUGUUAAGAAACAUCUGAAAUUAGACAGCAACACUUUGACGCAUGAGUCACAGUAUGCAAGUGCACGGUAGAUACAUUUAGUGCUCUGCUAUUGUGUUAAUUACUCAAAUAGCUCAGAUUGGUUUCUGUGGAAUAAACCUCGGAUGCCCUCUACAGCACCUCUCUCUCUUAGUCUUGCUAACCCUAAUCCAUUCUUCUGUCUCCGUCAUGUGGCGUUUUCUCACUUUGAGGUCAAAAUUUGUAUGAACCUAGUCCCCAUGUUGUACUGCUGCUCUGGACAAAAAAUAUGGGAGAAUUGUUGUACAUAUUACUGAAGCUUUUAUGUUCUUAUUUUGUAUUUUUUAUUCAUCAACAGUGUAAUGGAAAUUUUUAGGUUUAACAAAAUGUCAAUUUUGAGAGCCCUUCUUGAAGGUUAAAUGAAUUCAUCAAAUGGGUUGAAAAGGUUUUGUAUUGAGAUAUGAAAUUCUUGUCAAUAAGACAAAACAUGGCAAUGUCCUUUGUAAAAAUUGUAGGGUUAUUGUAUGAUGUUGCAAUGUUUCAGUUGUAAAAAAUAAAUGG